Messenger RNA from Ipomoea triloba (trilobed morning glory), 1463 nucleotides. RefSeq names its product glycerophosphodiester phosphodiesterase GDPD1, chloroplastic-like. The record is from RefSeq and is a predicted model, not a curated record. The transcript has 4 exons. Gene Ontology annotation, molecular function: phosphoric diester hydrolase activity. The coding region runs from base 73 to 1212 and encodes 379 amino acids. Lineage: Eukaryota; Viridiplantae; Streptophyta; Magnoliopsida; Solanales; Convolvulaceae. Gene Ontology annotation, biological process: glycerophospholipid catabolic process.
UCUUUCGUCCCGAGGCCUGUCUCUUCUCUCUGUGUCCGGUCAUUCCUCCUCCUGCAAUACUACAAGUAAAUAAUGGCUCUCAAGGCCGCCCAGAUCGCCGGCAUAGGCAUUCCCAAUGUCGGAGGGCAGGUCCCUGAGAAUGCUUCUCUCUGUUCCACCCGCUUCCCUCAAGGGGUGGAAAUGCGGAGAGGCGGCGGUUUGAGGCCACCGAAAUUUGUGGUGAUCGGACACAGAGGGAACGGAAUGAAUGUAUUGCAGUCGACGGAUCGGAGAAUGAAUGCCUUCAAGGAGAACUCCAUCCUCUCUUUCAAUGCCGCGGCUGAUUACUUGGCUGAUUUCAUCGAGUUUGAUGUCCAGGUCACCAAGGAUGACUGCCCUGUCAUUUUUCACGAUGAUUUCAUCCUUUCCCAAGAGAACGAUAUGAUAUCGGAGAAGAGAAUCACGGAGUUGAGCUUGGCUGAAUUCCUGAGCUACGGUCCGCAAAAAGGGAGCGGGAGCGGUGGUAAACCUCUGGUGCGAAAAACAAAUGACGGCAAGGUUGUUGGGUGGAGUGUGGAAAGCGACGACGCCUUAUGCACCCUACAAGAGGCCUUGGAGAAAGUAAGCCCCAGCCUGGGAUUCAACAUCGAGUUGAAAUUCGACGACUACCUGGAUUACGAGGAAGAGCAGCUCCUCCGGCCCCUCCGGAGGAUAUUGCAAGUGGUGUUUGAUCACGGCAAGGACAGGCCGAUCCUAUUCUCCACGUUCCAACCGGACGCCGCCCUGCUGGUGAAGAAACUGCAGAGCGCGUAUCCGGUUUUCUUCCUCACCAAUGGCGGCACCGAGGUUUACUCCGACGUGCGGAGGAAUUCGUUGGAGGAAGCUAUGAAGUUGUGCGUGGAAGGCGGGCUAGAAGGGGUUGUGUCGGAGGUGAAGGGCGUGUUUAUGAACCCAGGCGCCGUCAACAAGAUCAAAGAAUCCAAUCUCUCCCUCCUCACAUACGGCAAAUUAAACAACGUGGCCGAGGCAGUUUACAUCCAACAUUUGAUGGGUGUGGAUGGGGUGAUUGUGGAUUUUGUCCAAGAAAUUACCCAGGCCGUGUCCCACAUGUUGAACCCACCUUCCUCCUCCGACUCCGAGGAAGAAGAAGAGCCGCAAAACCCCCAAUUCUCGCCCAAGGACUUGUCCUUUUUGCUCAAGCUAAUACCACAACUCCUCAUACAACAACAUUAAUCAUUUCCUUCCUUAAUUAACAAUACAAUCCAACAAGUUUAAUGUUUUUUGUUCUACCAUCAUUAACCACAGAGUAACUUUAACCGAUUGCGUGACUCUCCCCCCAAAUCCACCCAUCUGCAUUGCAUUGCACACCUUCAUCAAUCUUGUAAUCUACAUUCUUGUUGUUGUUCUUGUUGUACUGUACUCUUGGGUAAUUUGUAAGUAGUAUAUAGAAAUAAAUACUUCUUUUGUCAUCAAAUUUUAUUUAA